Messenger RNA from Erpetoichthys calabaricus (reedfish), 1273 nucleotides. It is a transcript of the gene hadh, whose product is annotated as hydroxyacyl-CoA dehydrogenase. NCBI's taxonomy places the organism in Eukaryota, Metazoa, Chordata, Cladistia, Polypteriformes, Polypteridae. The record is from RefSeq and is a predicted model, not a curated record. Bases 120 to 1049 code for a protein of 309 amino acids. Gene Ontology annotation, cellular component: mitochondrion. Gene Ontology annotation, biological process: fatty acid beta-oxidation. The transcript has 8 exons. Gene Ontology annotation, molecular function: NAD+ binding; (3S)-3-hydroxyacyl-CoA dehydrogenase (NAD+) activity.
UGUACAAAGGUCGCGGUUCACCUCGGCAUGGCUCCCCACGUGAUCGCUGACACUCUCGCCUCUCCGCCGUGACAGUUUUUGUGCACAGUGACCGUCGCCGUCCACGACUUUAUUAAACGAUGGCUUUCGCUACGCACCAGCUUGUCCGGACGCUGUCGUACUCGUCGGCUCGGCAGGCUGCCAUCAAACACAUUACCGUCAUCGGCGGAGGGCUCAUGGGCUCCGGGAUUGCGCAGGUAGCUGCAUCUACAGGUCAUGCAGUUGUGCUUGUGGACCAGACAGAGGAGAUUUUAAAGAAGUCCAUCAAAGGAAUCGAAGACAGCCUGAAGCGAGUUGCCAAGAAGAAGUUUGCUGACAAACCUCAGGAUGGUACUGCUUUCAUUCAGAAAAUUAUGAAAAACAUUUCAACCAGCACAGAUGCAGCUGCUGUAGCCCACAGUACUGACCUGGUGUUGGAGGCAAUCAUUGAGAAUAUGGAGCUGAAGCAUGAGCUGUUUAAGAGAGUGGACAAGUUUGCUCCCGAACACACCAUAUUUGCAAGUAACACCUCUUCAUUGCCGAUUACAGAAAUAGCCAAUUCAACAACGAGGCAGGAUCGAUUUGGAGGCCUCCACUUCUUUAAUCCUGUGCCCUUAAUGAAGCUCGUGGAGGUGAUUCAGACACCCAUGACGAGCCAAAAGACUUUUGAUACCCUUUAUGAUUUCAGCAAAGCCUUGGGAAAACAUCCUGUGUCUUGUAAAGACACUCCUGGAUUUUUGGUGAACCGGCUGCUUGUGCCAUAUUUGAUGGAGGCAGUCAGACUGUACGAAAGAGGAGAUGGCUCAAAAGAAGAUAUUGAUGUAGCCAUGAAGCUGGGUGCCGGAUAUCCCAUGGGUCCUUUUGAGCUACUUGAUUACGUUGGACUGGACACCAGUAAAUUCAUCAUUGAUGGCUGGCACAAGGCUGAUCCUGAUAAUCCUCUGUUUUCUCCCAGCCCUCUGCUCAACAAGCUGGUGGAAGAGGGGAAGCUUGGCAAGAAAACGGGCGAAGGUUUCUAUAAGUACAAGUAAAUGGCUGGGCCUGUUUUUUGUUUAACCAGGUUGGCAGACUUCAUGUUUUGAGUUCAGACCACCUUGAGACAGGUGGGUUUCUGCUUUUCUAGUGCCACUUUGUGGAGUCCUGUCUGGUUCUGUUGACUAAACCUUCUGUGCCUUUCAGACGACAAACCAAACGUCCGUGCCGAUUCUACUGCUGAGCUUGAUGGAUUAAAAAAAAUAAACUGCACCGUGAAAUA